AUGGUUAAUUGGUUUGUGAAGUCAUUGUCUCAAGGUGGGAAGGAAAUCUUGUUGAAGUCUGUAGGCAUGGCUUUUCCUGUGUUUGCGAUGUCUUGUUUUAAGCUACCCAAAGAUGUAUGUGAUAAGCUCACAAGUGCAAUGAUUGAGUUUUGGUGGAGUAGUGGUAAUAAUAAAAAGAAAAUUUCGUGGGUAGCGUGGAAGAAGCUCUGCACUUACAAGGAACUUGGUGGUUUGGGUUUCAAAGACAUUGAGAAGUUUAAUCAAUCUCUCUUGGCCAAGCAAGCAUGGCGCAUAUGGUCUUCUCCUGACUCUCUCUUGGCUCGAAUUCUACGGCAUCGGUACUUCUCCCGUUCGGAGUUUCUAAACUGUGGUGUUGGCUCACGUCCGUCUUACGCUUGGCGUAGUAUCAUACAUGGACGUGAUCUGCUGAAGGUAGGUAUGCUCAACAAAGUUGGUGACGGUAGGAACACUAAGGUGUGGUUGAAUAAUUGGUUGAUGGACGUAUUUCCUCGGCCCCCUCACUAUCGCCAAGAUGCGGUGAUUGAUCUCACCAUGACAGUAAACGAGCUACUGGAUCAGCAUUCGAACUCGUGGAACGUUAAUUUGGUUCGCCAACUGUUCUCAGAUGAAGAUAUUGAUUUGGUCCUUAAUACAAAGAUUCUCCCGUCUCGAACUGACUCCAUUGUCUGGGGCCUCUCAAAGGACCUGAGACAAUCUGUCAUAUUCUCUUCCAUUGUCCAUCCUCUCGAGAGUCAGAAACAGAGCAUUGGGAGUUCUGUUCGUUUAUCCUUCCCAUGGUUGUUGUGGCAAAUUUGGAAAGCAAGAAACAAGUUUUGCUUUGAACAGAUCAACCCGUUGGCUUGUGACAUUGUCUCUAAAGCAAGAGAGGAGGCUACCAUUUGGUUAAACCUCCACGGAAAUCUCCAGAAAAGCCAACAUGUUCUUCCUAUUGUGUCAGGAUCUGAGAGGAAAUGUGGAGCAGGUUGGAUCACACACAACUCAGUUGGCAAAGUCCUUUUUCAUAGCCGAAGGUCCUUUAGUGGAGUUAGGUCCCCUGCUCAUGCGGGAUUGCUGGCGAUAACUUGGGCCACUACAGCGGUGAAAGAACACAAACUGAGGAAUGUUCAGUUCGAAUUCUCAUCUUUGGAGGCUGCCGAUGCACUGAAUAACACGCUAGAAUAUCCUCCUAUUUAUUCUGAGUGUUAUAAAGCACUAGGUAGUGUUUACUCUCUUUCUAAGAGCUCCAUGGUUUUGGUUCAUCGAACUUGCAACACGGCUGCUUCUGCAAUUGCAGAUAGUGUCAUAAGCGGCCAACGGUUCCAUUCUUAUGUGGCAUCUGGUGGGCCUCGGUGGUUGGCGGUAAUGCUUGACAAAGAAGCAAUCUCUUCUUAA
This is a messenger RNA of Brassica oleracea var. oleracea, 1392 nucleotides long. RefSeq lists its product as uncharacterized. The record is from RefSeq and is a predicted model, not a curated record. The transcript has 4 exons. Bases 1 to 1392 code for a protein of 463 amino acids. Gene Ontology annotation, molecular function: RNA-DNA hybrid ribonuclease activity; nucleic acid binding. NCBI's taxonomy places the organism in Eukaryota, Viridiplantae, Streptophyta, Magnoliopsida, Brassicales, Brassicaceae.